AGAGACAAAACAAAACUAACUUGAGACGAUUGAAAGAUUUUUUAACAUUUGAGUUCGUGUUCCAUCUUAUGAUAAUUGAUAAGGUCCCAAACAAAUUAAGCAUGGCUAGCAGUUCUUAAGUUCUAUGAUUCGCGAAUCAUGGAGAAUGCGGCGAUUGUGGAGCUAAAUAGAAACUGUGCCAAGACAGUGGAAGAGAUAGUGAAAAUCGAGAGAAAAAUCUUUCCCAAACACGAAUCUCUGGCUUCAUUCUUUCACGAUGAACUCAGAAAGAAGAACAGUGGGUUGCUUUAUCUUCACAUUGAUGGCCAACUUGCAGGCUAUGUCAUGUAUUCUUGGCCUUCUUCCAUGUACGCCUCCAUCACCAAGCUCGCAGUGAAGGAGCAAUGGAGGAGGCAAGGCCAUGGAGAGGCUCUGUUGAGAGCAGCAAUUCAGAAAUGCAGAACAAGGAAAGUUUCUCGCAUAAUGCUUCAUGUGGAUCCCUUGAGGACUCCUGCUGUGAGUCUUUACAAGAAACAUGGUUUCAAAGUUGACACUUUGAUUGAAGGCUACUACUCCUCUGAUAGAGAUGCGUAUAGAAUGUACUUGGACUUUGAUUCCAGCUGAAGGAGAUGCUAAAUAAACAUUUUAGCAUGAUCUGUGGUUAAUUUAAAGAACAGUUUUGUAACAGAGAUUGUUUAAGGAGUCAUGAAAGACAAGCAUUUAAUA
This is a messenger RNA of Cajanus cajan (pigeon pea), 705 nucleotides long. RefSeq names its product Acyl-CoA N-acyltransferases (NAT) superfamily protein. Gene Ontology annotation, molecular function: acyltransferase activity, transferring groups other than amino-acyl groups. Lineage: Eukaryota; Viridiplantae; Streptophyta; Magnoliopsida; Fabales; Fabaceae. The record is from RefSeq and is a predicted model, not a curated record.